Molecule: messenger RNA, 4594 nt
Organism: Gallus gallus (chicken)
Lineage: Eukaryota; Metazoa; Chordata; Aves; Galliformes; Phasianidae
Product: coiled-coil domain-containing protein 81-like
Exons: 6
Coding region: 44-958 (304 amino acids)
Cellular component (GO): centrosome
Source: RefSeq, a predicted model, not a curated record
AUCCUGAAGGAGCAUCUGGUAGAGAGCAGACGCACCUGAAGGGAUGAGCUCCGGCAUGGCUGGCGCCAACAAGGAGCAACCCGCUGGCACGAGGCGGAACAGGAUGAGCUUCUGCGAGGAUGGCCCCGCAGCGAGGCGUGCCUCCGGACCCACAUGCACCGACACCGAAGGUACACGGCUCCACAGCCACCACAGGAGCGCUGCUGCAGCCAAUCUUGGCACGCAGACGACACUUUCCAUCUGCCACCUCACUCCCGCCUGGCAGCGGGAGGGCUGCCGGGAAGCGGCAGGUGCAGAGUGUGACCUGCUUUUCCUUUGCCCUCCAGAGCGAGUUGCCGUCUGGGAUGCGGUGGCCGCCUACGUACAAGAGCACCUCCUGGUGCAGAAGGGGGUCUGGAUUCCCACCUUCGGAUCCUUUGACACCAUCUCCAGAGACAUCAGGACUGAGGACGGGACCGUGACUCUGCGGUGGCCCGUCUUUCACUUGUCUGGAAACCUCAUAGCCGUGCACCACCUCAAGCCCCGCAGGGAGUCCCUGCCAGCCCAUAGGAAGCUGGAGCCGCUCAAGAGCAGCGAGGUGGCCGCAGCUGCCUCUGUGACCUGGCAGACAGCGCAGGCUUGCAUCCAAAGCACCGUGUCCCUGCUCUCUGGCUGCCUGAAGAAUGGGGAGAACGUUGCCGUUGUCUUCAAGGACAUUGGAGUGCUCCACAUCGAUGGACUGACCUUCCACAUGAAAUUCUAUUACGACUUCCUUGAGAAGCUGUCAGGGAAAGAGAAGUUCAGGAAAGCUCUUCUCAAGGCCCCCUGGCUGCUGGACAUGGUGGUGUCCCGAGCGGCACCGGUGGCCUCCCUGGCACUCUCUGGCUGCCUCGUCGUCUUUCCCAAAAAUUCCCAUGAUUAUUUCCAACUCAUUUCCAGGCUGAUGGCUGCUGGUCCUGAAGAACCGCAGAAUCACUAAGGUUGGAAAGACUGCUAAGAUCAUCACACCCAACCCCAGCCUACCCCACCAUGCUCACUAACCAUGUCCAUCACUGUCACAUCUCCAUGUUUCUUGAGCAUCUCCAGGGACAGUGAUUCCCCCACCUCCCUGGGCAGCCUGUGCCAGUGCCUUGGAUGGAAGGCCCUUGGACGGUGACCAAGAUGCUGGCUGUCGUGGUGGUCCUCUUCGCCCUUCUGUGGCUGCCAUACCGCACACUGGUGGUGGUGAACUCCUUCGUGGACCCCCCGUACCUCAACAUUUGGUUCCUCCUCUUCUGCCAGAUGUGCAUCUACCUGAACAGUGCCAUCAACCCCAUCAUCUACAGCCUGAUGUCGCAGAGAUUCAGAUCUGCCUUCAGGAAACUCUGCAGGUGCGGAUGGAAGAGCACGGAGGUGCCCACACCACGCAGCGUCCCGGUGCUCUAUAGCAGAGCAAAGGAUGGCUCUCAGGGCAGCUCCGAGCAGGGCACCCACCAGGAUGACCUGAACGGUCCCCCUGCACCUGUGAGAAGCAGGGCUGCCAUGCACACACCGGGACCCUGACACAACGCAGGCAGCAGGAGCUGUGCGGCUGUGUGCACCACGCUGGGAAAGUGCCAACAGAAAUUGCUUGGGCAUUGCAACAAGCUUAAGUUAAUACCUCUCCAGGGCAUUUAACAGAACAGAUUCUUGGAGGCAAAAUAAUUUGCUUUUCCUUAAUGCUAAUUUAUUCUUGCGUGUUGAAGCGUUAGGCGCAGGUCAAUGUUCAGCAUCUCUAAAGAAUCUGUAGUUAAAUAUAGCAGUGCAACGCCAUUCUGUGUUAUGUGCAAGUGCAGCUGCUUGUUGAGUCAGGCCAGAGCAUGGGAAGGAAAUGCAGGAAGAGAAGGGCAGUCAAGGAAAACCUGUUGCCAGAGCAGAUUUCCUAGAGGGUGAGCUUCCCCUACCCAAACGUAGGAGGCUUCUGACAUGAGCUGCUCCUCCAGGGGUCUGUUGGAGUUAGCAGGACAAUGUGGCACUUUGUCCUCUCAUUCCAGGAAGAGAUGAAUGCACUCCUCUGGUGUGUUAUUUCCUUCCACCAACACCAAAGGGACCACUCUGCCUCUCCGAUGGAGACUCGUGCAUUACACGUGGCUGAAGCUGGGUGUCAUGAACCUCACCCCGUGCUUCUGUGCCAUUGCCGUGCCAACCAGCCCAAGGACACUUGCCCCAGGCUCACAAGCGACUCUCUGGACUGGGAGUAAAAUGUAAGAGAUCACACAGGAGGCAGAUGCCAAGGCUCCUGCCAAGCAAAACAAGAGGCAGCCACCAGUAACCCUGAAGUGACCGCACACCAUUCUUUGAGCAGCCAGUUCAGCCUCAGCAUCCACCACUGCUUCACAACAAACCAGAGCGUUUAAUCAGAACUUUACCUCUGCUUAGGAAAAGGUCUGUGUGACAUUUCAGAGCGGACACAAUCUUAAAAAACCUUUUUUGUGUCUAUGGGAAAUAACUGCCCUGGGCAAAGAGACCUCAUUCCAUGCAGGGAAGGGUUCAGGGUCUAUUUUGUUUCCGUGUGGCGUGGCUUUGCGUGUGUGAUUAUUAUAUUGUGAAUUAUUAAAUCAUCUAUUCGGGCUCAAAAGAACCAUAGGAUGAGGAAAGAGAGCACUGGUUUUGCUGGUAUUGAGGAAACAGUGUUUGUGUGGAAAUGGAGGUUUCAUAUCACAUAAUUUUGGUUUAUUUCUGAAUACUGGAUCUCGAGGAGCAAAGUUCCUCAUUAUUCGAAAGGAAGCUCUGCACAGAAAUUUCAGAGUUCCUUCGUGAAGAGAAGGGAAAUCCCUUUGCUGCAGUGCAAGAAGAGCACGACCCUUAAAGGAACGAGAAGUGAGCAAUUUGCUGCUAACGGUCUUCUCUAUCGCAGUGAUGUCUUCUCCCCUUAGUGCUGGAAAUUGCUUGCAAGAACCGUGUGCUCAGAGAGGAGAAGCGGGCUGGGGAUGUGUGCUCUGUGCAGAGCAGCAGAAAGGCAGCCCUGUCCUGCAGCCACACGGGGUGAGAAUUCAGUGCCUGAGCUGCAGAGCCCUCCUGUGAGCUGAGUUGGGGCACUGCUCGGCAAUGGGGCGCAGCCCAGCAAUGAAACAUCUCUGCAAACUCAUUUCUGUCUCCCCGUCACAUUUCCAGGCUCUGAAAUUUUUGUUUGGCAGAUUUGAGGUGCAAGUAAAACUCACUUCUCUUUUCCCCCUUCUGCCCUUAUCUGCCCAGGUACGGCGUGACUCUUUGCUAUUUCUCUAGAAGUAAUUGGCAGAUAAAUUCUCCAGAUACCACGAGACCUCUAGUAAAUGCACCAUUCUGCAGAUGAGAGCUCCUGAUCCUUCUCCCUGCACAUAUGCUGACAUGCUGGGACAGUCUGAGAGUGUUUUAGGUGGAACAGUGUUCCAUGUUUUAGGUGAAGAACAGCAUUCAGCUUGCCAAGGAGAUGCUGGUGGAGAGAAUGGGUAGCUGAACACUGCCGGGACAUAAAUCAUCAGUAGGAAGGAAUGACCAGAAAUACCUCUGAUGCUGAAGGCUCCAACUGAUGGCUCCCAGGGGAGCUUUGGCUGGAUGGAGGCUGAAGCCUCACCCCGGCCCUCCUCAUACAGGGCUGAAGGCCAGGAGGAGAUGCUCCUGCUCCCUGCAUAGACGGAUGGCGGAGUACGACUGUGCUGUCCCCGGGCUGGACAGGUCACUCUCAAAGGACAGCAGGGCUCAGAUUGCACCUUUCACCUCCCACCAGUGCUGCCCUUUGGCCACAGGAUCAGUGCCUCUGUCCCUAUUCUCAUGUCGAGCUGGGAGCGGUGCAAGGGACAUUACCCAAAAGCAGCAGCCCCUGAGGCAAAGCCCCAAGCACUGUUCCUUCACCCUGGGGAAGGGGCACGCUCAUCUUUUCUCCAUUACUAAUAUUUUUGAAGCAAUACACCAUCGCUCCAGCAGGAGACCCACCUCCCUGAUGCCUCCACACAUAGCCAAAGAUCUGCUCCAUUCAUCAGCCUGAGAUUGAUGAGGUGCAAAGGGCUCUGGUUACCCUGCUGCCCCCUCCCUUCUCCCCAUGGCUGGGUGAAUGAGUUGCUGCUGGCUCCUCUGAUAUCAGAAGUAGAGAGCCCAGGGGAGAGCAAAGUCCUCAUUCCACCAAACUCAUCUCCCUAAGUCCUUACCAGAUAUUAUCCUUAAAGAUAUUUCAUCAUGACACCCCUUGCACCCCACAGAAGCAGGAGGGAAACCCUAUUGCCUGCAGAGGCUGAGCCUGUGUCACAUCAGCCCCUCUGCACAGCCCAGCCUUGCUCAUGUGAGACACUCCAGAAAUAGAAAAGGGAUUGAAGGUUUCAGCUAUUCUGCAUUCCUCCGGCCCCGGUGGCUCUGCCUGGCAGUGGGCUCUGUUCUCCCAUCCUUCUCCUAAAUCACUCUUGCCCUCACUACCAUUUCCCUGUCCCUCAUAUCUGGCUUUCCCAUUACUUUGUCCGUUCACUAUGAAAUUUUAGGGACUAAUAUGGAUGUAAGAGGCCAUGACUUCAGAUUUACUAGGAGCAAGUGAGUUUUUGCACCAGAAGGGCAGAUUGCUGACAGGCGUUGGCAUCCAUCCAUUUGUGGGCUUAUGGGGCUGAUGCUGCACAGGGUCCUGGGGCACUCC